AUGGCGCAAGCACUUUUACGCUUAUGUUGUUAUAUAAUUAGGGACGAUUUUGGUCCAAUUAUUGAGGAAGUGGCCAAAGUGUUAUUACAAAAAGGUCGACUUCCAUUAGUAUAUAUUUCUAAAUUUUCAAAAAAAAGUGUAUCUAAGACUCGUGAAUGUCUCUUUGUGCUAAUUCAACAUAAUUUAGUAUAUUGGACAGAAACUAGAGAAGGUUCACGUAAUUCAAUUCAUUAUUCUAUUGAUCAAAAUGAAGUUUUAGCAAGAGUUAAUUUUGGAAUUUAUAUAAAAUACGCAAAUGAAUGGGUUAGACAUAGGGGAGCUGAUGAGAUUACUUAUUAUAUGCUGUUAAAUGGUAAGGGAACGUUCAAUGGAUUCAUCGAAGAUCGAAAUAUAUCAAAGAGAACGAACAAAUACAAAGAGUUAAAGAUGACGUUUAAAAAAAUUGUGGAAAGACGUUAUCUUACACCAGUAAGAAUAACAGAUUCAAAAUCUGCCCAGGAUAAGGCAUCAGAGGCAGAACAACGCGAAUUAGCAAAAGUCACCAAUUUUAUUCCCACGAAAAAACAAAUGGCUGAAGUGAAAGCUAAACUCGCGGCUGUAACUGAUGAUGACAGUGUUGCAACAGGAUCGAAACGUAAAAUCAAUUUUGAUAGUAUUGAACGACCAACAAAGCAACAAAAAGGAGAUGAUCCAAUUGAUGAAAAUCAAUAUUAUCGUGUAAAUUAUGAAAAAUUUAAUGCUAAAUCGAGAAACAGACAAAUUGUUGAAUUUGUUAAGGCUCAAAUUAAUCAAUCUGCAAGUAUUAUAGCGAAAGUAGUUCUUGACAUUGUAGAUGAUGAGAAGCCAAAUGAUGUGGAAUCAUAUGCAAUAUCAGCUCAAAGAAUUAUUAGGAGUGUUCCCAUUGAAAAGACUGAUUUAUUUAAUCAACAAAUGCAAAGUGCAAGAAGAGGAGUAACUCGCGAAAUUCUCAUUAAACAAUAUUUGGAUUAUCUUGUGGAAUAUGAUGAUAUAUUACGUAAAAAAGAUGAGAAUAUGGGUGGAAUGUAUAUUAUUCGAUAUAAUGAAAUUUGUGAAUCAUUGAAAAAAGAGAUUUUUGAAGAUGUCAUUAUGGAAAAAUAUGGAUUUAAAGGAGUGAGAAUUGUCAGACUCUUAUACGAAAAAAGCAAAUUGGAUGAAAAAGCAAUUGUUAACAUUGAUGAAUCCUUUAGAAGCUCGCCAAAAGCUUACAGAAUUAAUGAGCGGGGUUUUGUACAAAUACAAGAAGUCCCACGAUCGGCAGAUCGAGCACCAUCAAGAACAUUUUAUCUAUGGGAUAUAGAUUACAAAAAAUGUUAUGAUGUAUUGUUGAAUAAUUAUCAUCAAACACUUGCUAAUAUACAUCAAGUGAGAUUUGAUUAUGAAUCGGGAGCAUCAAAGACUCCUAGAAAAGAAAGAAAAAGAAGAUGCAUUACGACAAUUGAAUAA
Messenger RNA from Rhizophagus irregularis DAOM 181602=DAOM 197198, 1464 nucleotides. The record is from RefSeq and is a predicted model, not a curated record. NCBI's taxonomy places the organism in Eukaryota, Fungi, Glomeromycota, Glomeromycetes, Glomerales, Glomeraceae.